GGGGCAGCUGCGGCCCGGACCCCGAGCGUGGGGCCCUCGAACGGAUAAAGAUCUCCGGCCUGCGGAAAACCAACUCCUCUGAAGCCAGAGCUGUGCAAGGUCACUGAUGGUCACCUGGCAUCUCCGUUGUACAGGCAGGUCCUCAGGUGACCUCCACCAGCUCCUCUCUCAUCCUCGUAGGGUUCGUGUCGGUUUGCAAACAUGUUCACUGUAUCUCAGACAUCCAGAGCAUGGUUCAUUGACAGAGCAAGGCAGGCACGAGAAGAAAGGCUGGGGCAGAAGGAGCGGGAGCGCUCAGCUGUGAUCAUUCAGGCUCUUGUCCGUAGUUUUCUCUGCCGGAGGCGACUUCACAGAGACAUCAGGAUAGAGAUUGAUGAGUUUUUCAAAAGGGAUGACUCUGGGUCCAGUAAAAGAAGUGCACUUUGUAUUUUUAAGAUUGCCAGGAAGCUGCUGUUCAUAUACAAAACUAAAGAGGACCAUGAGAGACUGGAGAAGUUGUGCCGUAGCAUCCUGAGCAGCAUGGAUGCAGAGAAUGAGCCAAAGGUAUGGUACGUGUCCCUGGCUCUUUCCAAGGACCUUACUCUGCUGUGGAUUAAGCAGAUCAAAAGCAUCCUAUGGUACUGCUGUGAGCUUCUUGAACAGCUCAAGCCGGAAAUCUUACAAGACUCCAGGCUCAUCACACUACACCUCACCAUGCUUGUCACCUUCACAGACACUUCAACAUGGAAGAUUCUCCGGGGAAAAGGUGAGAGCCUUCGGCCAGCCCUGAACCAUAUUUGUGCAAAUAUAAUGGGCCAUCUGAACCAGCGUGGAUUUUACUCUGUGUUGCAGGUACUGCUGACCCGAGGCCUGGCCAGAUCCCGGCCCUGUCUGUCAACGGGCACGUUAACGGCGACCUUCUCUCUGGCAUUGCGCCCUGUAGUUGCUUCGCAGUUCUCGGACAAUCUGAUGCGACCGUUUGUCAUCCACAUCAUGUCGGUACCUGCUCUCGUGACUCAUCUCAGCACAGUGGCCCCUGAGCGUCUCAGUGUUUUAGAAUCCCAUGACAUGCUUCGCAAAUUCAUCGUCUUCCUAAGAGACAGAGACCGAUGCCUUGAUGCCUGUGAAAGUUUAGAAGGGUGCCAUACGCUAUGUCUCAUGGGCAACAUCCUCCACUUGGGCUCCCUCAACCCCAAGGUGUUAGAGGAAGAAACAGACGGGUUUGUGAGCUUGCUCACGCAGAUGCUGUGCUACUGCCAGAAAUAUGUGUCCCAGAAGAAGUCCAAUCUCACCCACUGGCACCCUGUGCUCGGCUGGUUUUCCCAGUCGGUGGACUAUGGCCUCAACGAGUCCAUGUACCUGAUCACCAAACAGCUGCAGUUCCUAUGGGGGGUGCCCCUCAUCCGAAUUUUCUUCUGUGACAUCCUCAGCAAGAAGCUGCUGGAGCACCCCGAGCCAGCCCCUGCUCAGCCAUCCUCCCCACAGAACGUGCUCCCAGUAAAGAGUCUCCUCAAGCGUGCAUUUCAGAAGUCGGCCUCAGUCCGGAACAUCCUCAGGCCUGUCGGGGGCCGACGCGUAGACUCCGCUGAGGUGCAGAAGGUCUGCAGCAUCUGUGUCCUCUACCAGACCUCGCUGACGACUCUCACCCAGAUCCGCCUGCAGAUCCUCACAGGUCUUACGUACCUUGAUGACCUGCUGCCCAAGCUAUGGGCAUUUAUCUGUGAGCUGGGGCCCCACGGAGGGUUAAAGCUCUUCUUGGAAUGCUUGAACAAUGACACUGGAGAGUCGAAGCAGCUCCUGGCCAUGCUGAUGCUGUUCUGUGACUGUUCACGGCACCUCAUCACCAUCCUGGAUGACAUUGAAGUGUAUGAAGAACAAAUCUCAUUCAAGCUGGAAGAGCUAGUCACCAUCUCCUCUUUCCUCAAUUCCUUCGUGUUUAAGAUGAUCUGGGACGGGAUUGCAGAGAACGCCAAGGGCGAGACCUUGGAGCUGUUCCAGUCUGUCCACGGGUGGCUGAUGGUGCUGUAUGAGCGAGACUGCCGGAGGCGCUUUGCUCCUGAGGACCACUGGCUGAGAAAGGAUCUCAAGCCCGGUGUGCUCUUCCAGGAACUUGACAGGGACCGAAAGAGGGCUCAGCUGAUCCUGCAGCACAUCCCCCAUGUUGUUCCUCACAAGAAUCGAGUUCUCCUGUUCCGAAAUAUGGUUACCAAGGAGAAAGAGAAGCUGGGGCUUGUGGAAACUAGCUCUGCCUCCCCUCACGUCACUCAUAUCACUAUCCGAAGGUCCCGGAUGUUGGAGGAUGGCUACGAACAGCUCCGGCAGCUGUCCCAGCACGCUAUGAAGGGUGUGAUCCGGGUGAAGUUCGUCAAUGACCUUGGGGUGGACGAAGCUGGCAUCGACCAGGACGGUGUCUUUAAGGAGUUUCUGGAGGAGAUCAUCAAGAGGGUGUUUGACCCAGCACUCAAUCUGUUCAAGACAACCAGCGGAGAUGAGAGGCUCUACCCCUCACCCACAUCCUACAUUCAUGAGAAUUACCUGCAGCUCUUUGAAUUUGUGGGAAAGAUGCUGGGAAAAGCUGUCUAUGAGGGGAUCGUGGUGGACGUGCCCUUUGCCUCUUUUUUCCUGAGCCAGAUGCUUGGGCAUCACCACAGUAUCUUCUAUAGCUCCGUGGAUGAGCUCCCAUCACUAGACUCGGAGUUUUAUAAAAACCUUACCUCCAUCAAGCGCUAUGAUGGAGACAUCGCUGACCUUGGGCUGACACUGUCUUACGAUGAAGACGUCAUGGGUCAGCUUGUCUGCCAUGAACUGGUUCCUGGAGGGAAAACCAUUCCUGUUACAAAUGAAAAUAAAAUUAGCUACAUCCAUCUGAUGGCACAUUUUCGAAUGCACACGCAAAUCAAAAACCAGACAGCUGCUCUCAUUAGUGGUUUCCGUUCCAUUAUUAAGCCUGAGUGGAUCCGAAUGUUCUCCACCCCUGAGCUUCAGCGUCUCAUCUCUGGGGACAACGCUGAGAUGGAUCUGGAAGAUUUAAAGAAGCACACCGUGUACUAUGGAGGCUUUCAUGGGAGCCACAGAGUCAUCAUCUGGCUCUGGGAUAUUCUGGCUUCCGACUUCACACCCGAUGAAAGAGCAAUGUUCCUGAAGUUUGUGACCAGCUGCUCCAGACCCCCACUCCUAGGAUUCGCCUACCUCAAGCCUCCCUUCUCCAUCCGCUGUGUGGAAGUGUCGGAUGACCAGGACACUGGGGACACCCUGGGCAGUGUCCUCAGGGGCUUCUUUACUAUCCGCAAGCGGGAGCCAGGUGGGCGUCUGCCUACUUCUUCCACCUGCUUCAACCUGCUCAAGCUGCCCAACUACAGCAAGAAAAGUGUCCUCCGAGAGAAACUGCGCUAUGCCAUCAGCAUGAACACAGGCUUUGAGCUCUCCUAGCCCAGCUCCAAUCUCCACCUGCCCUGGAGAGCACUACAGAGCCCUUCGGCUUCUGGAGGCACCAUGCUCCCAGGGGUGUGGCCAGCCUACUUGAGUCCUCAGACUCUCUCAAUAGCCAUGAGACGCCCAAGCGUGGGGAUGCUACACAGCACACUCAAUGUUCUAGGGAGUGCUGUUAAAAAUAAGCCCCUGGUUUUCCCCAUGUGCCCCUUCCUGCCUUCUAGUGAUUGCAGAGGAGCUCCUGGUGGUUCUGUGAGGCUUUCUUCCUUUGCCCUCUGAGUACACACAGCCUGUGCCUGUGAGCUCCUCCUUCCGUUCUGAAAACUCAGGUAAGGCCUCGCCAAGCCUCUAUGCACGGCAGAGUCCCUGCCUCUACCCUGCCCACAGCGGCCUCUUCCCAGGCAAUCAAACCCAGCUCGUGCCAGGGAGGCUGCCGAGCACAGUUCAGGGUCUUUCCUACAGGGGAGCAGGUGUUCCACACCACAGCCCUCUCUCCCAAGUCCUCAGCAGGCCAUGCUGUCAGGGAACCCUUGCUGUUAGCCCCUGGCCUGGGUACUGGUGUCCUAGCUUAGAAGAGAAACUUGCCACCCUGGAGAGCUUCCCCAUUUCUGGAGUACCCAGAACCUACUGGCUCUGAGUGUCUGCCCUGCUCGUCACCUUACAGAGAAACACAAGAGCCUACAGCACCCAUCAUCUGGGCAGUGCUUUGUUCCAGGGACUGCAAAGCCCGUCCCUUGCACAGGAACCCUUCUGCACUGAAAGGCCUAGGAGGCUACGGUGUAUCCACAUGCCUUCGCACCACCUCUCUUGGCUGCACUCUUUGUUUUGGACCUUAUUCUGUUUUCCCACCAUUGUGCUCCUGGGCCCUCCUUUUGCCCUUUAUCUUAAGACCUUUCUGCAGGUUCUAGAUGCUGAGGCAGACACUCUGGGCUCAGUGUCUCAUCUCAUCUAGUUCUUACACCCUCUUGGAGGCCAGGAGUCCUGGUCCCUCCUCCACUCUGUGGAGCCAGCUUAGGGCUACAGCGCUCAAAGCAUGGAAACACCUUCCAUCAGGAACCUGCACACUGUGGGAAAGUGGGCAUGUCCUGUUCCCGCUGUGGCUGGAAGCCUGGGAAGGGCCCCUGGGCUUCUGGAGAGUGGUGCAAGCCUUGCUUGGAUGGAAGGAUGGCAAGGUCCUUGGAAGAUGUCUGGCAGCCAUGUGUGUAUUCAGCUUGCCCAUGGAUCCCUGUGCCCUGUGCACAGUCUGCACAAAUAACAUGGAGCCUGAGAAUUACGGCAAGGACAUGGGGAGAGAAUGGGUUAAAAACACCAAUAUCAACUUGACCUGUUUGUUUUUGACCUAGGGUUGUCUGUAGUUCACUUUGAGCCUGCUUUCCAGCAGUUAGAACAUCACACUAUCCAAGCCCCAAGUCUGUCAUAACUGGUGGUCACUGGCACCCGGUUGGCUCUUGGUGGCUCCACAAUAGGAGUGGGAUUUCUGUUUUAGUAGGUAACUUGUGAACUAAGACAUGUCAGGGCUUUAUUAAAUUUGUACUUGAGCAUA
This is a messenger RNA of Cricetulus griseus (Chinese hamster), 4951 nucleotides long. The record is from RefSeq and is a predicted model, not a curated record. NCBI's taxonomy places the organism in Eukaryota, Metazoa, Chordata, Mammalia, Rodentia, Cricetidae.